Ilex paraguariensis (yerba mate) is the source of this 3505-nucleotide messenger RNA. The record is from the annotation of a GenBank genome assembly. Lineage: Eukaryota; Viridiplantae; Streptophyta; Magnoliopsida; Aquifoliales; Aquifoliaceae.
AUGAUCUAUGGCGAUACCUCAAUGGUUUGCUUGGUACGCCGUCCAUUCUUCUUCAUAGCUCUCUAUCAAUACCCAAAACCCAUUAUUUUCUCUCUCAUCAGUUCCUCAAACCUUUCCCACUCUUCUCACAUGCAUUGCUUUCUCAUCGUAUAUCACCACCACACCACUAAUACAAAUCCAAUGACCCUUUAUGUUAGAGCUUCAAAAUCAAUAAACUUGUACUCUCUUCGUCUCAAGGUACGCUUUAUCGUUCUAUCUUCUUUCCAUUAUCACUCUCUAUGUCCAUCUGAGAACAACAGCCCAAUUGUUGGCAUGACCAACGCAGCAUGCAAUAACAGCACAAGAAGUUCAUAUAUAACUACAUAUUCGGAAACCCAUUUCCUGAAUCUAAUCCUGAAAACAAUUGAACAAAAGCCUUGGGCUUUUAAAAGACCUUACUGGGAUGUCCCAGACCAAUUUUAUACAGUGAUUCUUGAUUCAGAAUUGUUUGCCCGAGUGCUUGAUUCUAUUCGUGAGCACCCAAAAAUUGCCCUCCGGUUCUUCCGUUGGGCGGAGGGACAACCAGGCUUUAAGCAUUCAGAAUAUGCUUUUUGUACUAUUCUUGAAAUUCUAGUUGAGAAUAAUUUGACGAGUUCUGCAUAUUGCGUCAUGGAGAGGGUAAUUAGUGAGAAUUUGCAUGGUAUUUUGGAUAUUUUGAUAGAUAGGUAUACAAAUUCCAAGGUUUUGAGUAACUUACUUGAUCUUUUGUUGUGGGUGUAUACGAAAAAAUCAAUGGUCGAGCAAUGUUGGUUGACAUUUGAUAAGAUGAUCAGAAAUGGGGUGUUGCCGGAUGUGAAGAAUUGUAAUAGAUUUCUUAGGAUACUUAGGGAUAGAGAUUUAGUUGGCAAGGCAAGGGAAGUGUAUAGAAUGAUGAGAGAGUGUGGGGUUAAGCCAACUAUUGUUACGUAUAAUACAUUGUUGGAUUCGUUUUGUAAAGUAGGUGAAGUACAACAAGCGCUGGACCUGUUAUCGGAAAUGCAGAGGAGAGGGUGCUAUCCGAAUGAUGUUACAUAUAAUGUGCUGAUUAAUGGGUUGUCCAAGAAAGGGGAAUUUGACCAGGCCAAAGGGUUGAUUAGGGAAAUGUUAAAUAAGGGAUUGAAGGUUUCAUCGUACACGUAUAACCCAUUGAUCUCUGGGUAUUGUAAGAAGGGCUUGCUUGUAGAGGCAUUGAGCCUAGGUGCAGAGAUGGUAGUGAGAGGAGCUUCUCCAACUGUAUCAACAUACAAUUCGUUCAUGUAUGGACUUUGCAAGCAGGGAAGAGUGACUGAGGCUAGGCAAUACUUUCUUGACAUGUUUGCAAAGAAUGUGCGGCCGGAUAUAGUUUCAUACAACACUUUGAUUUAUGGGUAUUGUCGAUUGGGUAACACAACACAGGCUUUCCUCUUGUUGGAUGAGUUAAGGGGCAGGAACCUCAUUCCCACUGUGGUCACCUAUAAUACCAUUAUGGAUGGGCUUAGCAGGCAGGGGGAUUUGGAGAAUGCUAGCCAGCUUAAGGAUGAAAUGGUUAAUUAUGGGGUUCGUCCUGAUGUUUUUACUUAUACCAUUCUAGUAAAUGGUUCUUGCAAGGCAGGAAAUUUAUCCAUGGCUAAGGAAUUCUUUGACGAGAUGUUGCAUGAAGGGUUAGUGCCUGAUCGCUGUGCAUACACAGCUCGUAUAGUGGGUGAACUGAAGCUUGGAGAUGUAUCCAAGGCAUGCAGUUUGCAAGAAGAAAUGCUAACAAAGGGAUUCCCACCUGAUUUAAUCACCUAUAAUGUUUUUGUGGAUGGACUUUGUAAGUUGGGUAAUUUGGAAGAAGCCUGUGAGUUGUUGCAGAGGAUGAUCCGUGAUGGCCUUGUGCCCGAUCAUGGAACGUAUACUAGCAUUAUUCAUGCUCAUUUAGAAAUUGGGCAUCUCCGGAAAGCCAGAGAGUUGUUCUAUGAGAUGCUAAGCAAAGGUUUAUCCCCUACAGUUGUGACAUACACAGUAUUGAUUCAUGCUCAUGCUGGUAAGGGGAGGCUAGAACUGGCAUUUAUGUAUUUCUCGGAGAUGCAGGAAAAGGGUGUUCUACCCAAUGUGAUCACCUACAAUGCGCUGGUAAAUGGUCUUUGCAAAUUGAAAAGAAUGGAUCAGGCUUACAAAUAUUUUGCUGAGAUGGAAGCAGAAGGAGUACUCCCUAAUAAAUAUACCUACACUAUAUUGAUAAAUGAGAACUGUGAUAUGGGUAAUUGGCAUGAGGUUUUGAGAUUGUAUAAAGAAAUGCUAGAUAGAGGAAUCCAGCCUGAUUCUUGUACACAUGGUGCACUGUUAAAGCAACUUGGCAAGGGUUAUAAAUCUCAUGCUGUCGAGUACCUCGACUAUAUAAUUCUAGAUAGAUGAUUUUCAGCAAGUAGACUUUUACAAUAUCUGGUUCAGUCAUGGAGGCUUGUCACAAACCAGUCCUGCUUCUUGAACCUUGUGGCUGCAUAAAAGUUGUGAUUAAACUAAAUGGGCUUUGCACAAGAGUGAAAAUUGCUCAUUCUAGAACAUACAGCAGAUGGAAGAAAAAAUUGAUGCAUUAUAAGCUUCUGAUUCCACCUUCAACCAUAGUUGAAUUUACUGUUUCUAUUGUUUGCUAUGCGGAUUUGGAAUCUGGUUUCAUAUCACGUGAGAACUUCAAGGCUGUGAUUUCAAGUAUCCUACGGAAGGCAAAAGGUUGGAUGGUUUGAAAGUCAGCGAUGCACAGUUGCAGGUGGACCUUCUGUUCAUUAAUUCUCUUUGUGGGAUUAGAAGGCAGGGCACGAUUACUCUGUUGAAUUUAGACCAGGGAUGCCCCUGAUCUCUGCCAGAUGAAAGAGAAAAGGAAGUAGCUGUAUACAUUGGCAUGCAGCAUGCAGUCGUUACAUGAGGGAGUAUGUGUGACUAUAUAGGAGGAGGGAAGACAUGUCUCACGGCUAUCCAACCACUACAUGUGCUUGAGCCUGUAUGAGCUACGAACUUGUGUCAUUCUCAUUUGCCUAGCUAGUGACCAAUUCUCAGUGCUUACGAGAAGUCUGCUAUAAUAACAAAGGAGUUGGCUCCCGGUCCAAUCCUAAUUGUAUACUCUGGUUUGGUCCUCUUAUUAGUUUUUAUACUUUCUGGCGUUCCAAGAUCGCCAAUCAGACACACAAUAUGACCUACGUAUGCCACUUGUAUAAUUCGAGGGAGGUUUUGCAAAGAUGGAUUUCGUGCAUUGUAGCACGGCCAUUGUUUGCUGUAACUUGGUGCAAAAUCAUGACUUCUUAUAGGAUUAUCGAAGGUAUGAUACCCCAUAGUUGAAGCAUUCCCUGCACCCAUGCGUGCGCUCGAUCACACACACACAAAUGGAAUGAAGUGGACUAGAAAAUAAUAAUAUUCCAUCCCAUGUUUUGAAACCUAGAUUUGUGUCAGAAAAGGAAUUGCAAGGGCAACUCUGUACCAGAACACCCAGGCAAUGGAUUCUGAGACAAUCCAUUGUGAAUUGGCAUUGCAU